AUGUCUGGGGCCUCGUCCUGUGCAGGAGAUAUGCGAGCAGUUGCGCGUGCAUCUCUUCAUCGCGGCAGACAGCAAGUCCAUGACGUACUACCCGAGCAGCGAGGCAAAGACCGAGCUUUGUGCGCCGUCAUCGAGAGCCUGCCCCUCCCAUUCGCGAGCCUGGCUCUGGCUGCCGACAAGGCUAGGCGCGCUGACCUCAACCGCACCUUGAGCGACUGGAAGACGGCGGCGGCUGGACGCGUGCGCGACAUUGCGCUGUCGAAACUCGGUCUUUUCCGCGACGAGCGGGACGUGCAAAGCCCGUGGGCUGCACCUAGGGCACGUUUGGUGGCGAGGGUCCGGGAGCGACUUGCUCUGACGCUGGAUGGGGAGGACGUAUUCGCUAUCUCCAAUUGGAUCGAGGCCUGUGCCCGUGCGGCGUUCAAGCCGCGGAUGAUCAACGGCACUGUGACGCUGAAGCUGUACCACAUGGCGUGGCUCGAGCACGUGGUGACCGAUGCCAUCCGCUUCUGGGAGACUCGCAAGGGCAGGCUGUCCAACACUGCGGGUGUCAACGCGCAGAUCGUGGACGGCCUCCGCGAGUGUGCCCUGACGGACGUCAUGGCGGCUGUCGAUGAGUUCCAGCCGGCGUACGACGCAACCACUUCAUCUUGGGAAUGGGCCUCCCACUCUCCCCUUCCCGCCGCCUACCACCCUUCCCCACUUCCUCGUCGUGUUCUCCCAUUGUCCCCUGCCUGCCUUGCAAUCUCCCCUUCCAGUCUCAGCCUUGUCAGCCUGCUUGUCAUCCCCCUCUCCCCAUUCCUUCAUCCCCCCUCCCCAAUCCUUUCAUCCCCCUCCCCAUCCCUUCAUCCCCCUCGCUCCCCAUCCCUUUAUCCCCCUCUCCCCAUCCCUUCAUCCCCCUCCCCCAUCCCUUCAUCCCCCUCUCCCCAUCCAGUCAUCCCCCUCUCCCCAUCCCUUCAUCCCCCUCUCUCCAUCCCUUCAUCCCCCUCUCCCCAUCCCUUCAUCCCCCUCUCCCCGUCCCUUCAUCCCCCUCUCCCCAUCCCUUCAUCCCCCUCUACCCAUCCCUUCAUCCCCCUCUCCCCAUCCCGUCAUCCCCCUCUCCCCAUCCCUUCAUCCCCAUCUCCCCAUCCCUUCAUCCCCAUCUCCCCAUCCCUCCAUCCCCCUCUCCCCAUCCCUUCAUCCCCCUCUACCCAUCUCUUCACCCCCCUCUCCCCAUCCCUUCAUACCCCUCUCUGUUAG
Messenger RNA from Closterium sp. Yama58-4, 1239 nucleotides. NCBI's taxonomy places the organism in Eukaryota, Viridiplantae, Streptophyta, Zygnematophyceae, Desmidiales, Closteriaceae. The record is from the annotation of a GenBank genome assembly.